Molecule: messenger RNA, 1524 nt
Organism: Penicillium angulare
Lineage: Eukaryota; Fungi; Ascomycota; Eurotiomycetes; Eurotiales; Aspergillaceae
Product: transcription initiation factor IIA subunit gamma
Exons: 6
Coding region: 1-1524 (507 amino acids)
Biological process (GO): transcription initiation at RNA polymerase II promoter; RNA polymerase II preinitiation complex assembly
Cellular component (GO): transcription factor TFIIA complex
Molecular function (GO): RNA polymerase II general transcription initiation factor activity; TBP-class protein binding
Source: RefSeq, a predicted model, not a curated record
AUGGCUACCCAGCAAUCUUACUACGAGUUGUACCGCGGGAGCAGCCUUGGCUUGUCCUUGACCGAUACUCUUGAUGAUUUGAUCAACGAAGGCCGCAUCGAGCCUCAGUUGGCCAUGAAGAUCCUCUCAACUUUUGACAAGAUCGUUACUGAGGUUCUGGCCGAUAAGGUUCGGGCUAGACUCACUUUCAAGGGCCACCUCGACACCUACCGAUUCUGCGACGAAGUGUGGACCUUCUUGAUCAAAGAUGUCUCAUUCAAACUGGACAACCAGACGACAGUUACAGCGGACAAAGUGAAGAUCUGCAGAUCAUCAAAACUUCCCAUUUUGCAUCCCCGCAACACGUCAGGCCUUCCGACCUCAAUAUACAUUCGCUUCGAUAUAAUGCCUCGCACAUUACCCUGGCUCCUGGACGACAAUAAUAAUGGACGCAUCAAACUAGAAUCGAUGCCCCGAAAGCGCGUCAAGCGAGAGACUGAGACCGAUGCCGAUCUGACACCUAAACCACCUACUUCGCCGAAGCGAGACUUCUUUAGAUCCUCCCAAACACCACCCACAUCGCCUGCGCGCCCUUGUCCAACCGAAGAAUUCAUAAGAGAGGGCCUAGAUAAAGAUGACGCCUGGGUGAUGGUCGAAGACGAAUUUUACGCAAUCGCACAAAAAUUCACACAGCAUUUACACUACGCUGAAUAUGUUCGCCGAAAGAAAGAAGCAAAGGCUCAAAGCGCAUCUGCGAUCGCAGACCUAGAAAGACCAACGGACGGUCAGACACAUAUAUCGAAAUCGCUUCAGCUCAAGAAGGACGCAGAGUUAUUAGCAGCGCGACAGAAAGAAGGCUUAGCGCAGCUGGAAGCAUCGGGCGAUAUCAACAGGGAGGAACCGGACGAAGAGGAUGAUGCUUGGGCCGGUACACAUCUGCAUGGGUUAAUGACGAGUCCGCGUAAAGUGAGAUCGCUUGUUGGGGUGCAGGGUGUCAAGUCUUCCACGAAAGCUGCUGCGGGGUUUGGGCAGGCGUCUAGUUCUAGUACAGAUCGAAGAGGACUGGUAAGUACUUCUCGAAUGAGGUCGCCUACACUUGCUUCGUCUAGAGCGGCGCAAUCGCAUGUUGUUGAUGUUGGCAUAGAGACAGCGUCGGAGGAGGACGAUGAUCUUGAUGGCGAGGCUCAUACAACGCCGAGACAGUUGAUUACGCGUUUGGACAGCUCGCGACGUGGGAUCCCCGAAGGACCGAAUCAGCACUUGAAGUCACGAAAAAGCGAUACAUCUAAUACAGGUACUUUAAAGCAAAAUUCUACGUCGCAGCCGAGCAAACAACCUGCUGGCGGGUUCAAGUCAAGAGUACAGAUGUUAUUCGAUGACCUUGAUGAGCUACCAGAGUCAUCCAAGCCUAAUUCAUCUAUCUCUGGUAUCAAAAAAGAUACCAGUUCUGGGACACAGACACCUAAUAAAUCCAACAGUGACAACAGUGACAACAAUCUGGAGUCCAAACCUCGCUAUAAAGACGUCCCGACCUUCUUGAAGUGA